GUGAAGCUUCAGAGUACCUCUAGGGGUUCAUGUACCCCUGGUUGAAAAUCCCUGGGUUAAUCAGUUGAUUGUCAGUUGUAUACCAAAAUUAUUUAUUAUUAUUAUUACUAAAUUUAUAUCCCGCUCUUCCUCCAAGGAGCCCAGAGCGGUGUACUACAUACUUGAGUUUCUCUUUCACAACAACCCUGUGAAGUAGGUUAGGCUGAGAGAGAAGUGACUAGCCUAGAGUCACCCAGCUAGUUUCAUGGCUGAAUGGGGAUUUGAACUCGGGUCUCCCCAGUCCUAGUCCAGCACUCUAACCACUACACCACGCUAGCUAGCCAAACUCAUUUUAUAUGGUCCUUGCUGAAAAAUCAAAGCAUGUCCCACCUGUAUUUUAGCCUUUGCUCUAAUCUGCCUUUUCAAUGCCAAUAGUGUUGUAUGGCAACCACACAUAACAUAAAUCAUGCUUUUAGAGUUGUGGAAACAUCUGUAAGGCUUGAAGAUGUGCAGAACAGUAACAAAUGUGCUUUUCUUGUAGAACAUACACAUACAGUACUAGCUGGCAUCCAGAUUAUGCUACUCAUGAGUAGUCCCAAUACAAUGAAUGAGACCGGUUAUACUGGAUUUAUCUUCAUUUAUGGGAUCUUAAAACUCCUCCUGGAACCCCAUGGCACAUCUGCUCUGAUGUGGCACAAAAUUGGGUUGAUCAUGAAGUAGCAAAGUUCACAGAUUACUGAAUUAUUAAAGAUGGUAAAAUCCUGAGCAGGCUCAAGUGUUCAAAAACUAUUUCACUAAACCAGAUGAAUAGGUAAGAGAAUGGCAUUAGAAGAUAGGUGUAUGUGAUGGCUUUCACGUUGGCUGUGCCCAGGAAUGAGAUCUUGAGACCAGACUGAAAGUUUACUAAUAAUAUCUUCAUUUAGGCGUUAUUGCACGAGUGUACAGGUGUCUGUGAAAAUGGCUGUAUGUACAUUAAUUUAAAAAAUGAACCUCGAUAUAGGCCUCCAAAUAUGCAGAAUACAAUUAAGAAGUAUACUACUGUACAUGUAUUGAACAUAACACAGUUUUUAGAAAGCGUGUGAAAUUUUGGCUUUUUACCCAGGCUUUUAUAUGAUUGCUGCUGAUUUGUAUCUUUUAUGGUUAUAUUGUGCUUGUUUUUUAAUCUUUUGAUCAGAUCUGUAUUUUUAUAUUCUAGCUGAUAUUUUAACUGUGUAAUUUUUGUAGUCUUAACUUUUGUGUAAACCACCUUGAGAUAGCUUUAAUGAAAGGCGGUAUAGACAUUUAACAAUAAAUAAAUAAAUAAAAUAAACAUGUGAAUGGGGCUAAUGUCAACUCAAUGUACUGUACUGCAGUAGUGAAAAAAUAACCUCUGCUAACUGGGGUUUUGGUGAGUUGAGUGUCUAGCAGAGCUAUUACCAUUAGCCACACAUUAUUCAAAUUCAGAACUGAAGAACACAAGUGUAAAUGAAUCCAGUUUUCAAGGCUGUGCAAGACUGCCCUUGGUUGGUGCAUUAAACUUGUGUGUUUCAAGCAGGAGGGUUGGAAUUUGUCAUGCAGAGGUACUACUGUCCUCAGAAGUACUAUCCACAGAUCUCUGGAGCUCUGCCUGAAGUUAAAGAUGAUGUUGUAUGGCAAGAACUGCUUUGAGGAAGGGCAAUAACGAGAGAGAGAGAGAGAGAGAGAGAGAGACUACUGGGAGUAGUUUUGCUGAAAUAUAGUUUAUUAUUUAAUAAUCUAAAAUAUUGGUAUUGAAUUCCCUUGGAUUUGGCAACAGGCUUAAUAGCUGUUCCACAGCAGUAGCUUGCAUUUUCUGUUCCCCUGUCAAAUAGCUCACAUGCUGCACUCCUUUCACUUUUGGGGGGGAAAAUAAUUUGCCUGUUCCUAGUUUCUUGAUGUUUUUUGGAACAUGCUGUUGAUUGAAAGAUGGAAGCUUGGUUGGUGGAGUUAAUUAUAUACUGAGUUGCCUCAUACAAGUCAUAUUUGACAAGCUUGUGAAAGCCAGCCUUGACUGAGGACACUGGAGAGACGUGUGCAAAGAUUUAGUGUGGAAUGCCAUUUCUCAUUGAGUUGCAGGGAUGACAAUUGGUGGGAAAUAUUUAAACCUGUUUGUAAGUGUAUACUGCCAAGCACACUCACUGCUACCAGUUACGAAAAAGACAAGGGGGAGAGUUAAUAGAACUCUCUCGCUAUACUUUACUAUGCUGCUGUAGAAAUAGUGGGGGAAAUUGUUGCAGUUUCAUACCAAAUAGCAUCUUGCAAAUGCUUUCUUUUGGAUUUUCAGUAUUUUACAUUUGUUAAGGUGAUGGAACUAAAAAAAGAGAGGCCUUUGAGAGAGAGCCAAUCCUCACUUGCAACUAUAAACCACAAAAACAUUACUCUGGUGUCUUUCUCCAAACAGCAAUCCUCUGAAAAGCUACCUGUACAGGAAGAUGGUUUAUUUCACAAGCCAAGAACUCUUGUGAAAACAAGCAGUCUGUCUUGGGAAGGGGAGAAGGUUUCCUGCUGUAACUUACCAGAAGUUCAAGAAAGCGGUGGCAGACAGGUUGUAUUUGGACACCCUUCUCCUGCCUGCAUAGCAGCAUCAGCAAUGAAGCACAAACUUGCCUUUGACAACCUUAGCUUUGAGGAGGACCCAGAAUAUUCACCCUCUCUUCAUUCUCAAGUGGACACAAUUACACUCAGUAUUUUGGGUAUCACUUGCCAAGCCUGUGUAGAUUCCAUAGAGGGCAGAAUUUCCAAGGUAAAAGGAAUUGUGAACAUCAAGGCUUCUCUCGAGCAAAGCAAUGCUGUGAUAAAAUAUCUAGGAUUGGAAAUAAGUCCCCAUCAGAUCUGCCAGGAAAUCAAAGACAUGGGAUUUGAUGCCAGCAUUGUGGAUGCAACACAGUUAUCAGGGAAAUGGACCAGUGAAGCUCUGGUUAAGAUCAAAAUAGAAGGCAUGACCUGUCAGUCUUGUGUCAAUACAAUUGAAGGAAAGAUUGGAAAACUACAUGGUGUGAAGAAAAUCAAAGUAGUCCUUGGCAGCCAAGAAGCCAUCAUUGUUUAUCAUCCAUAUGUAAUUAAGCCUGAGGAGUUAAAGAAUAAUAUAGACAGUUUGGGAUAUGAAAGCACUAUUAAGCUUAAGCAAGCCACACUGAAACUUGGCUUAAUUGACACAGAACGCUUACGGCAGAUCAGCACAAGAAUGCCAGGUGGGCUUGGUGGUGAUGGAGAUACCAUGGAGAACAGUGUAAACAGAGCAUCUGUUGUAGUGCUGGGUGUGGAAGGAAUGCACUGCGAAUCCUGUGUCAACAACAUUGAAAGAUCCAUCUCUGAUUUGCCUGGGGUGCAGGGUAUUCAAGUGUCCCUGGAACAAAAAAGUGUUACUGUGUGGUUCCAUCAGAACCUGAUCACCCCAUCCUCCUUGCAACAAGCCAUCCAAGCCCUUCCUCCUGGUAACUUUAAAGUAUCCCUUUCUAGUGACCUGGACAGCCAUAAUGGAGUCCUUACCUGCUCUGGCAUAGCAUCCUCUGCAUCCUGUUUCCCUAACAAUCCUCCCCAAACACAACUGCCAAGUGAAUCCCGCAGAGCUGUAAUUAGCAUUGAUGGAAUGACCUGCAAUUCUUGUGUGAAAUCUAUUGAAAGCUCUGUGUCACAAAGGAAGGGGGUUGUGCAUAUAUCUGUGUCUUUAGCUGAAGGGACUGGAAUUAUAGCCUACAAUGCGAUGAUCACGAACUCUGAAGAAUUGAGAGCCGCUAUAGAAGACAUGGGAUUUGAUGCAUCUGUCCUAACAGAUACUGCCGCUGGAAGGCCUAUGGAUGGAGGUGUCGAGCCCAGCGUAUUGGCCUGUUCUCCUCUGAGAACUGAAGUUGUUUCAGCAUUGCCGCAUAAAGAAGUUACGUCAUGGAGAAAGAAUUUGUAUCAUGAUCCUCCAAAGCCCUCCAAUGCAGGAUCAACUGAACGAUGCUUUAUGGAAAUUACAGGCAUGACAUGUGCAUCGUGUGUGUCAAACAUUGAGAAGAAUCUGCAAAAAGAAGAUGGAAUCAUUUCUGUGCUUGUUGCCUUGAUGGCAGGGAAAGCUGAGGUAAAAUAUAAGCCAGACAUAAUUCAGCCUCUUGAAAUAGCCCAGCUGAUUGAGAAUUUGGGUUUUAAAGCUUCAGUCAUAAAAGAUUACCCUGGUGCAGAUGGGAAAAUAGAUCUUAAGGUCACAGGGAUGACGUGUGCUUCCUGUGUUCAUAACAUUGAAUCUAAGCUUACCAAAACACCUGGUAUUCUUUAUGCAUCUGUUGUGCUGGCUACUUCCAAAGCUCAUGUCCGCUUUGACCCUGAAGUUGUUGGUCCUCGAGAUAUUAUAAAAAUAAUUGAGGGAAUUGGUUUUCAAGCAUCUCUGGCUAAGAGAGAUCCCAAGGAUCACAACUUGGAUCACAAACAGGAGAUACGACAAUGGAAGAAAUCAUUCUUAUGCAGCCUGGUAUUCGGUAUCCCUGUUUUGAUCUUAAUGAUUUACAUGUUAAUACCUGGUGGUCAGGAUCAUGGAUCAAUGGCACUGGAGCAAAAUCUAGUUCCUGGAUUAUCUAUUCUAAACCUUCUCUUCUUUGUACUUUGCACUUUAGUUCAGUUUCUCGGUGGAUGGUACUUCUACGUCCAAGCCUACAAGUCAUUGAAGCACAAGAUGGCCAAUAUGGAUGUCCUCAUAGUGCUGGCCACCACUAUAGCUUACAUCUACUCAUGCGCCAUUUUAAUGGUUGCCAUAGCAGAAAAGGCAGAACAAAGCCCCAUCACCUUCUUUGACACGCCUCCAAUGCUGUUUGUGUUCAUAGCUCUUGGACGGUGGCUAGAACACAUUGCAAAGAGUAAAACAUCAGAGGCCCUUGCCAAAUUAAUAUCUCUCCAAGCUACGGAAGCUGUUGUAGUGACACUUGGACCUGACAACUGCAUCAUCAGGGAGGAACCAGUGCCUGUUGAAUUGGUCCAGCGAGGAGAUAUUGUCAAGGUGGUGCCCGGUGGGAAGUUUCCAGUUGAUGGGAAAGUCAUGGAAGGCUGCUCUAUGGCAGACGAAUCCCUCAUCACUGGAGAAGCCAUGCCCGUUGCUAAGAAACCUGGCAGCACAGUCAUUGCAGGCUCUCUCAAUGCACACGGCUCAGUGCUUGUAAAUGCAACUCACGUUGGCUCCGAUACCACCCUGGCACAAAUUGUGAAACUAGUGGAAGAAGCUCAGAUGUCCAAGGCACCCAUCCAGCAGCUGGCUGACAAAUUUAGUGGAUAUUUUGUUCCAUUUAUCAUCAUCAUGUCAACUGCAACUCUGGCAGCAUGGAUUGUAAUUGGAUUUAUACAUUUUGAUAUUGUGCUGAAAUACUUUCCGCAUCACAGUAAACACAUCUCAAAAGCAGAAGUUAUUGUACGAUUUGCCUUCCAGACCUCCAUCACAGUCCUGUGCAUUGCAUGCCCAUGUUCCUUGGGUCUGGCAACCCCAACAGCUGUGAUGGUGGGCACUGGAGUCGCUGCACAGAAUGGCAUUCUCAUCAAAGGUGGGAAACCCCUGGAAAUGGCACACAAGGUAAAGACAGUGAUGUUUGAUAAAACGGGGACCAUUACCUACGGUGUCCCUAGAGUCCUGAGAGUGCUCUUGCUAGGAGAGGCCGCAGCUGCACUCUCUCUGAAGAAGGUCCUUGCUGUUGUGGGCACUGCAGAAGCCAGCAGUGAGCAUCCUUUAGGAAUGGCUGUCACUCGUUAUUGCAAAGAGGAGCUUGGCACAGAGAUCUUGGGGUACUGCAAAGAUUUCCAGGCAGUUCCUGGCUGUGGAAUAAGCUGCCGUGUCAGCAGUAUUGAAGCUGUACUGAGUGAGACAGAGCAGCAUUUGAACAAUCCCAACCUUCAGCCCUGUGAUAUUGACAGAGGUGCCACAGAACAGAAUUCACAGCCUGGGGUCUCCAAACUGGGAGAUGCAGAAGUUCCUCAGACUUACUCAGUGCUGAUUGGGAACCGGGAAUGGAUGAGACGGAAUGGCUUGCAUAUCUCCAGUGAUGUUAAUGAUGCCAUGACUGGCCAUGAAAUGAAAGGACACACAGCUAUCCUGGUGGCUAUCGAUGGGGUACUUUGUGGCAUGAUAGCAAUAGCAGACACAGUCAAACCAGAGGCGGCUCUAGCUAUGCACAUACUGCAAAAUUUGGGAGUGGACGUGGUGCUUAUUACAGGAGACAACAGAAAAACAGCCAAAGCAAUUGCAACUCAGGUUGGUAUCAAAAAAGUGUUUGCUGAGGUUCUCCCAUCUCACAAAGUAGCCAAGGUCCAGGAACUUCAAACAGUGGGGAAAAGUGUUGCCAUGGUCGGAGAUGGGGUCAAUGACUCGCCUGCACUGGCAAAAGCGGAUGUUGGCAUUGCUAUAGGAACAGGCACUGAUGUUGCCAUUGAAGCAGCAGAUAUUGUUCUUAUUCGUAAUGACUUGCUGGAUGUGGUCGCAAGUAUCCAUCUAUCCAAGAGGACAGUAAAAAGAAUACGAAUAAAUCUAAUCUUGGCCUUAAUAUACAAUCUCCUUGGUAUACCCAUAGCAGCAGGAGUAUUUAUGCCUAUUGGAAUUGUGCUCCAGCCAUGGAUGGGAUCAGCAGCAAUGGCAGCAUCUUCAGUAUCCGUGUUGCUCUCUUCCCUGCAGCUUAAAUGCUAUAAGAAACCAGAUAGGGAAAGAUUUGAAGCACAAGCUCAAGGGUGCAUGAAGCCACUGACUCCUUCACAAGUCAGUGUCCAUAUUGGAAUGGAUGACAGAAGACGCGACUCACCCAGAUCAGGUGGAUGGGAUGAGAGCAGCCAAGUAUCUCUCUCUUCCUUGACCUCAGACAGACUGCCAAGGCACACAGGGGAUGAAGCAGACAAAUGGUCACUCCUCAUGGACAAUCAAGAUGAAGACCAAUACAUCUAAUAAUGUCCUACAGCAGCUGAACUACAAGGAUUGGAGAUGGCCUGGCAUAAAAGUGAACAGAGGGGCAUAGGGCGGUUUCCCACACUUCUAAUCUGUGUACCAAAGGCUACCCAAGAAUGUUUUACACAAGUUUGUACACCACUUAGAAACUCAUGUAUGGGGUGGUAUAAAGAUGUAAUAAAGAAAUAAAAUAAUUUUAGCCAUCA
This is a messenger RNA of Hemicordylus capensis (graceful crag lizard), 7074 nucleotides long. It is a transcript of the gene ATP7B, whose product is annotated as ATPase copper transporting beta. The transcript has 21 exons. Gene Ontology annotation, molecular function: P-type divalent copper transporter activity; copper ion binding; ATP binding. Gene Ontology annotation, cellular component: perinuclear region of cytoplasm; trans-Golgi network; membrane. The coding region runs from base 2282 to 6868 and encodes 1528 amino acids. The record is from RefSeq and is a predicted model, not a curated record. NCBI's taxonomy places the organism in Eukaryota, Metazoa, Chordata, Lepidosauria, Squamata, Cordylidae. Gene Ontology annotation, biological process: copper ion homeostasis; monoatomic cation transport.